Molecule: messenger RNA, 1258 nt
Organism: Daktulosphaira vitifoliae (grape phylloxera)
Lineage: Eukaryota; Metazoa; Arthropoda; Insecta; Hemiptera; Phylloxeridae
Gene: Tcs3
Product: tRNA N6-adenosine threonylcarbamoyltransferase
Exons: 7
Coding region: 142-1146 (334 amino acids)
Biological process (GO): tRNA threonylcarbamoyladenosine modification
Cellular component (GO): EKC/KEOPS complex; cytoplasm
Source: RefSeq, a predicted model, not a curated record
CUCAAAAAAUAAUCACCCUACAAAUUCACAUGCAUUCACACUUCACAUUAAUCGUAAAUUCAAAUAUUUAAAAUAAUAAUUUUAGAAAGUUUCUGUAUUAAUGUUUGUUAUUUAGUUUAGCUUUCCCUAUUAAUCAAUAUAAUGGUUUGUAGCCUAGGAUUUGAAGGAAGUGCUAAUAAAUUAGGUAUAGGAAUUAUAAAAGAUGGUAAAAUCUUGUCAAAUUGUCGAAGGACUUAUAUUACACCACCUGGUGAAGGAUUCUUACCACGGGAAACUGCACAACAUCAUCAAAAUAACAUUAUAUCAUUGCUUAAAGAAGCAAUUAAGCUAGCAGGUGUUAAACCAGAAGAGAUUGAUGUUAUUUCUUUUACUAAAGGACCUGGAAUUGGAGCUCCAUUAGUUAGUGUUGCUGCCGUGGCUCGUACAAUUGCUCAACUCUGGAAUAAACCUUUAAUUCCUGUCAAUCAUUGUAUUGCUCAUAUUGAAAUGGGUCGUUUAAUAACUGGAAGCAAUAAUCCUACAGUUUUAUAUGUGAGUGGUGGUAAUACACAAGUAAUUGCAUACUCAGAUAACCGUUACAGAAUAUUUGGUGAAACAAUUGACAUUGCUGUUGGUAAUUGCUUAGACAGAUUUGCUAGAGUAUUAAAAUUAUCUAAUAACCCCAGCCCAGGAUACAACAUUGAGCAGAUGGCUAAAAAGGGUUCUAAGUUUCUUCAUCUUCCAUAUGUAGUCAAAGGUAUGGAUGUUUCAUUUUCUGGUAUUCUUUCAUAUAUAGAAGAAAAAGCUCAAACAUUAAUAUCUUCUGGAGAAUAUAGUCCUGAAGAUUUAUGUUUUUCACUCCAAGAAACAUUAUUUGCUAUGUUAAUAGAAACGACUGAAAGAGCCAUGUCACAUUGUAAAUCAAAUGAGGUACUCAUAGUUGGGGGUGUUGGGUGCAAUGAAAGACUACAAGAAAUGAUGAAAAUAAUGUGUGAAGAGAGAGGCGCUAUCUUAUUUGCUACAGACGAAAGGUUUUGUAUAGAUAAUGGCUUAAUGAUUGCUCAUACUGGUGCAUUGAUGUAUUCGAGUGGUUACAAAACAACUUGGGAGGACACUUUUUGUACUCAAAGGUUUAGAACUGAUGAGGUUGAAGUAACAUGGCGUUAAUAAAAAUAAUACUUUUUUUUGGAUUAAUAUUAUAAUAUCAACCAGAAUAAUCUAGCUAAAAUACAACAAAACAAUGCAAAAAUAAACCAUUUCAAAUUAUUUUUAUCAAUAC